This is a messenger RNA of Apodemus sylvaticus (European woodmouse), 1276 nucleotides long. It is a transcript of the gene Mettl27, whose product is annotated as methyltransferase like 27. The transcript is spliced from 6 exons. NCBI's taxonomy places the organism in Eukaryota, Metazoa, Chordata, Mammalia, Rodentia, Muridae. The record is from RefSeq and is a predicted model, not a curated record. Bases 94 to 846 code for a protein of 250 amino acids.
AGCGCCUUCCCUCCGCUUCCCGUGGGUCGGCCUGGAGAGCGGGGUUCCACGGUGAGUUCUGAGCCUUCACCUCCUCGGAGACCCUUGUGGAGGAUGACUCGGGAGGAGGCUGGGAGGCUGCCCCAAGUACUGGCCCGGGUCGGGGCCUCCCACGGUAUCACCGACGUGACCUGCAAGCUCCGCUUCUAUGACGACUGGGCUUCGGAGUAUGACCAGGAUGUGGCUGCUUUGAAGUACCGAGCCCCGCGCCUUGCUGUGGAUUGUCUCAGUCGAGCCCUUCGGGGCCCACCGCGUGAUGCUCUGAUCUUGGAUGUGGCCUGUGGCACUGGCCUGGUAGCUGUGGAGCUGCAGGCUCGGGGCUUCCUCCAGGUGCAGGGGGUGGAUGGAAGCCCAGAAAUGCUGAAGCAGGCCGAGGCACGCGGCCUGUACCGCCACCUUAGCCUCUGUGCCCUGGGCCAGGAGCCGCUGCCCAACCCUGAAGGGACCUUUGACGCGGUGAUCAUUGUGGGCGCCCUCAGUGAGGGGCAGGUGCCCUGCAGUGCCAUACCUGAGCUCCUAAGAGUCACCAAGCCAGGUGGACUCGUUUGUCUGACUACCCGGACCAACGCAUCCAACCUUCCCUACAAGGAGGCGCUGGAAGCGACCUUCGACUCCCUGGAGCAGGCUGGAGCGUGGGAACGCCUGGUGACCCAGCCUGUGGACCGCUGGGAGCUAGCAACUUCAGAACAAGAGACAGGGAUGGACACUCGUGCCAACGAUGGCUUCAUCUCUGGCAUCGUCUACCUUUACCGAAAGCAGGAGACAGCACGGGGUGGGGGUGGGGCUCAGGAUCCAACCCUUAGUUGACCACUGAUCCUCUAUGUCUGCUCUUAGCCCAAUGUGUUUUCUUGGCCUUCCCUGCUCUGUCUGUAAAAUGGGUCCAUCUUCCCAGCUACGCCCAUUAGGAGUCGUCUACUAGGGACUCCUCUAGUUUCUUUUGAGUCAGAAUUCAAGGCCACAGGGCUGGAGCAAUCAUUAACAGUGCUUGUUCCUCAAAGCGUGAGAAACUGAACUGCGGUCUUCAGCAUCCACAUAAAAAUCACGAGUUACCAGAGGCUGCAGAGAGGGCCCAGCGGUUAAGAGCACUGACUGCUCUCCCGAAGGUCCUGAGUUCAAAUCCCAGCAACCACAUGGUGGCUCACAACCAUCUGUUAUGGGAUAUGACACCCUCUUCUGGUGUGUUUGAAGACAGUUACAGUGUACUUACAUAUAAUAAAUAAAUCUUUUUGUUUGUUUG